Galendromus occidentalis (western predatory mite) is the source of this 1786-nucleotide messenger RNA. It is a transcript of the gene lili, whose product is annotated as LMBR1-like protein lilipod. The coding region runs from base 241 to 1671 and encodes 476 amino acids. NCBI's taxonomy places the organism in Eukaryota, Metazoa, Arthropoda, Arachnida, Mesostigmata, Phytoseiidae. The transcript is spliced from 2 exons. The record is from RefSeq and is a predicted model, not a curated record. Gene Ontology annotation, molecular function: transmembrane signaling receptor activity. Gene Ontology annotation, cellular component: plasma membrane. Gene Ontology annotation, biological process: signal transduction.
GAAUCCAUCAGCUGAGAGGCUGCGUCGAAGCUGCGGGUGCUGUUGAGUGUUUUUUUUUCUCGGUGAUGGUGGUGGCGGCGGUGGUGGUGUAGACGAAAGCUGAGUGAGUUACGGCUGCUUCGAGUAUUCGUUGGAGACUUCGAUCGGAUUCGCGGUGCGCUGCGAUGAUUUCUUGGAGUCGGUCGCAACUCUGCUCUACGCAGCUCUCAUUCUGACUGAGUUUGAAAUUCAUCAGGGGACAUGGAAGACCCCGAAGAACAGGAGAAGCAGUUCCAUAACGCAGUUCGCGAAUACACUCUCGGGUUGCUGUUCUUCCUGCUUCUCUAUAUGAUCAGCUAUUACAUCAUAGACUUUUUCCGCAAGAAGAAAGAGUCGUACUACGAGAACGACGCUCAAGAUGCUCUGGUCUACAAGAUAUCGUUGUACAUGUGCAGCUUCAGUCUGGCCACAUCAACGGGAGCGGCUCUGCUGCUACCGUUAUCGAUCAUCAGCAACGAAGUCAAAUUGUUAUGUCCCACAAGUUUCUACUGGGAAUGGCUGAACAGCUCCCUCGUGCAAGGACUCUGGAAUGCGAUUUUCCUCUGCAGUAAUACAUCUCUGUUUGGCUUGUUGCCGUUCGCGUAUCUGUUCACUGAAUCCGAAGGCCUCCCGGGCUCGAAGAGAGGCGUCCUCUCGCGAGUGUACGAGAGUGUACUUGUCUUGACGCUCACAAUCACCAUAUUGAUCGGGAUGGUCUCUGUCAUUUCAAUGGUCAUCGACUCAACCUACUCCAUGGACUUCUUCGGUUGUCUCCUCCUAUUGAUAUGCACGCCCUUGGGUUUCGCUCGUCUCUUCACCGUCAUGUCGGAGUGGAUCAUGAAGCCUGCAUUUCUGCGCGACGUCGACGAAGAAUAUCAGGAAGCUCUACUCGAGGAGCAGCAUUUGAAAUGGAAACUCGACGGGCUUGCCAAGAACGCCGCCUUGGCACUCAUGGCGUCGAACGGCUUAGACGUCUUAGCCGAAAGACACCGAAUAGCCGCUCAACGCCUCUCUGAACUCGAGAAUCAACGCAGGAAAUCCAUUCUGAGAACGAUUAUCUACCCCGUAGCGAUGGCACUACUGCUCGUUCUCACCGUCUACUCGUUCCUGCUCGUGCUACGGAACAUCUUCGAACUACUUUUCGGCAUGAAGACGCUGCCCAUCGUGAUCCAAGACACAGUACCGGCCCUGGGCAUCAACUCACUAUCGAGUCUGGGGACUGUCGGAUGCGCUCUCGAAAUCAUCCUCAUCCUGUAUCUAUGGGGAGCAUCGCUCGUGGGCUUCUACUCUAAUCUGACGUCUCUCACGCCACGGCGAAGCUCGUGCCCGCUCAUGAACGUCAUCAUAAACUGUGCGGUGUUCUCUAUUCUGAGUUCGGCGCUACCAUUGCUCUCACGAGUGAUCGGACUGACAGAUUUCGAUUUGCUCGGCAACUUCGGGAAAGUUCGCUGGCUGGGAAACUUCACUAUUGUACUAGGGUAUAACUUGGUGUUCGCCGGCUUCACUUUGGGCUGUCUCAUGACGAAAUUCACCGCAGCCACUCGCCGCGAGUUGAUGAAUCGAAUGAAAACGUUGUUUGCGCCUCUGACUCGAUUCCAACUUUCAAUGAUCUCUGGUUACCUCCUCGCUCAUUGUCCUAAAAUGACUCGUUAGUCCAAUAUUGUUCACAGCUCCCGAGCAGGAGGUCAACUUUGCAACGAAAACGUAACGUGGCUGUUCCACGACACCUUCCGCUGCCCCAACGGUGAUUACGUAUCUGAUAGAACUC